Colletotrichum karsti is the source of this 1200-nucleotide messenger RNA. RefSeq lists its product as uncharacterized. The record is from RefSeq and is a predicted model, not a curated record. Gene Ontology annotation, molecular function: cellulose binding. Lineage: Eukaryota; Fungi; Ascomycota; Sordariomycetes; Glomerellales; Glomerellaceae. The coding region runs from base 1 to 1200 and encodes 399 amino acids. Gene Ontology annotation, cellular component: extracellular region. Gene Ontology annotation, biological process: carbohydrate metabolic process. The transcript has 2 exons.
AUGCGUUUCACUGCCACUUCCGCCGCCGCAGCCUUGGUGCUCGCGGCUUCUGCCCAGGCCAAGGGCGUCACGAGCGAGACUUCCGACCUUGACGGUUCCGUAUGGCAGGCCAUCACUCCCGUCAACGCCCGCAACCCGCUCGAGAUGGCCCGUAACCGCCCUACCAAGAGACAGUCCGGCUGGAGCCCCCCUUCCAACAUCGCCACUCCCCUGAAGGAGGUCUGGGACCACUGCAAGAGCACCUACUCCAACUUCUUCGGCUUCAAGAACUACGGCUGGGACCAGGUCAUGGCCACCAAGGGCACCGUCAACGUCUGCGUUCGCUGGGAGUCCAGCGCCUCCGUCACCGAGGCCCAGCGCAAGUCCGUCGCCACCGCCCUAAACAACGCUCACCAGGGCUGGUACAAGUGGCUCUACGGCUACGACAACUUCCCCUACUCCGACAUCAAGGUCAACGUUGUCGGCUGGGCCGUCAAGGACAAGAGCCUCCUCCAGGGCUCCACCGACGGCAUCCAGGUCUACACCGAUACUGAUGCCGAGGGUAUCCCUCAGUGCGCCGAGUCUUGCGGCCGCUUCUUCAACCAGAACGGCGACUACAGCAAGUGCGCCGCUGGUGCUGACAGACACUACGACCAGUCUCUCUGGCUCACUGACGGCAUGUCCGGUGGUGCCGGUGGUGACUGGGGCCAGCGUAUCGGCCGUGAGUACUUCAUGGGUGCUCUGACUGGCAACGCCCACAUCCUCAUGCACGAGAUCGGCCACACCUACGGCCUGGAUGACUUCUACGACUGGACCCCCACCGGCGUCUCCAGCUUCAUCAUGCUUGCUGGCUCCGCUGCCGAGAUCACCGACUUCGACGGAUGGAUGCUCCGCAACUGGUGGUACGAGCUCUCCCGCGAGCGUGGCUGGCAGUCCGGUUCCACCUCCGGCUCCGGCUCCGGCUCUGCUUCUCCCGCUUCCUCCGCCGCUGCCACCCCCACCGCCGUCCAGGCCGCCGAGGAGGAUGCCCCUGCUGCUUCCUCUGCCCCUGCCGCCCCUGUCGCCGAGCCCACCGAGCCCGCCAGCUCUGGCUCCGGUGCUGCCGCUGCCGGUCCCUGGGGCCAGUGUGGUGGCUCUGGCUGGACUGGUGCUACCGCCUGCCAGUCCGGUUUCAAGUGCACCAAGAACAACGAGUGGUACUCUCAGUGCACCGCUGCUUAA